Aspergillus ruber CBS 135680 is the source of this 448-nucleotide messenger RNA. RefSeq lists its product as uncharacterized. The coding region runs from base 91 to 351 and encodes 86 amino acids. The record is from RefSeq and is a predicted model, not a curated record. NCBI's taxonomy places the organism in Eukaryota, Fungi, Ascomycota, Eurotiomycetes, Eurotiales, Aspergillaceae. The transcript has a single exon.
AGACCACUAUUAACCACUUGAUAUAAAACCAGGCCAUGCUGAGGACUUACUAAAGAAUGUUAGAUUCAUGCUGUUCUGUGCUGUUAGAGGAUGAAAAUGGGCUUGUUGCUGACGUCGUAUUUAAGUCUACAAUGCCCUCAUACAUCCGUAAUUCCGCCGGUGGUAAACAAGCAAUCAGGUCAGCAUGAGAUAAGGAUACACUCUCUUUCAAUCGUCCUUUUGUGCAUUUCCAAUGGCUUCUGUUACGACGCGCUCCGUGAUUGCGCUGUUCUCAAGCGCUCGACCUGUUUGCCGCAAUCAAAGCAUGACGCUCCAGGUAUGGACUCCGAUCUAAGCACGGCGUAUGGGUAAGCACCCUCAUUCAAUUACCUUCGGAGGAAUUUGGCUCAUCCUAGCUCCCUGUUCAAAGAAUCAGCAAUGCGCCUUUUCAAUGGCACCGCCGUGAACC